AUGUCAGGGGCUUUAGAGAAGCCUUUACAGUGGAAUGAAGUCAAGGAAAUCGUCUCUGAGUACAGAUUGGAGGAAUUGGGGAGAUCUCCGGAGGGUUUGAAGGAAUAUCACAAUUUCAAGGCUUCGAUGCAGGCCAAAGGGAUAUCGUUAACAACGAACAUAUUUAUAAACACCCUGCAUUGGUUGCCGGUAGAUACAGAUCCGCAUUUAUCAACUGAGGAGGCUGUUAAAAGAAUCCACUAUACCGAUCCAAGAUUAUUUGCCAAUCCCAAUGAUACUUGUAUCACAUUGAAUGAUUUUCCCUACUGGAUCAAAGAACCAACUAUUCAUCUGCUGGUGUGGGUACGCUCACCAAUGCCACCAGAUCCGAAUUCGGAAAUUGGCGAUAUAGACAAUCAAACCAAGAAGCUAAUUGAAGAAUACGUCCAGGAGACCUUUGUAAAAGGCUCCGGUAUCGAUAGGGACGAUAUCAUAUGGUGGAAAAAUUACACGAAAAUCCAAAGCAUCAAAUCAAUACCUCAUGUACAUGUUCUGAUCAAAACAGAAGAUAAGAGAGUUGAGGAGAAGGCCAGGGCUUUGGUAGGUACACCUGGGGCGACUCUAAAGUAUGAUGACAUUGGCCAAAAUUAUACAAGUAAUCAGGUCAAAUUAUAA
Messenger RNA from Pichia kudriavzevii, 654 nucleotides. RefSeq lists its product as uncharacterized. Gene Ontology annotation, biological process: N-acetylglucosamine metabolic process. Lineage: Eukaryota; Fungi; Ascomycota; Pichiomycetes; Pichiales; Pichiaceae. Gene Ontology annotation, cellular component: cytoplasm. The record is from RefSeq and is a predicted model, not a curated record. The transcript has a single exon. The coding region runs from base 1 to 654 and encodes 217 amino acids.